Messenger RNA from Penicillium maclennaniae, 789 nucleotides. RefSeq lists its product as uncharacterized. The transcript has a single exon. Lineage: Eukaryota; Fungi; Ascomycota; Eurotiomycetes; Eurotiales; Aspergillaceae. The record is from RefSeq and is a predicted model, not a curated record. The coding region runs from base 1 to 789 and encodes 262 amino acids.
AUGCCGACAAAGCAAGCCCGCGUGAGGAAGGUGGCUUCUCAAGCCCUUCCUCCGUUCCCCCUUGGCCCAAAUCACACCAAAUUUAACGCCCUCCACGAUAUCGAGUUUGUGGCGAGCUCCGUCAUUGGUCCAAUUUUCUCCGAUUUGUCGAAACAUAUGUCUAAGGUCAGAGGAUGGAGCAAUAAGGUCAUUAAGUACACCUAUGGAUCAGGCGACCCUGAGGCUGAAUCACACCUCAUUGGCGAUGAGACAGGCCUUCAGGGUGUUUUCAAUCAUUCGGUGGGAUUUAUGGUUGGAAAAAUCCUUAAGGCCCAAUCAAUCGAUCUAAAGUUUGCGGAUUUCAAGUGCCUUGGAAACCACUAUGCCAACACGCCUGAUAGCAUUUUGAUGACCAAGAAUGCUCAGCCAAAGAUUGUUGGGGAGCUAAAGGUCCCUUGGGUGCACGAACACGAGAUGAGCGAGGCGUAUGAAGAAGAAACUAUGCUUCGCCAUUUGCUUGCCCAGCCGAUCAAAUUUAUGAAGGAUCUGAAUUGUAUGUAUGGCUUCAUGAGCAACUACUGUGAGACGAUAUUCCUUCGGCAGGAGUUCAUUACAGGCAGAUGGGUCGUCGAUUACUCUACAGUCAUUCAGGCAUCUACCUUCUAUGUCAAGACGGACCUGGACGAUCUCCAGGCUACACCAAUUGUGUCAUUCAGGCAAUGUUUCCUUGCUGUUGCGGCUCUAGCACAGGCGCAGGGGCCAGUCUACAAUACAACACCAAAUUCAGAAUGGGUUGUGCAAAUGAAAUGA